Messenger RNA from Sabethes cyaneus, 2196 nucleotides. RefSeq lists its product as uncharacterized. The transcript has 3 exons. NCBI's taxonomy places the organism in Eukaryota, Metazoa, Arthropoda, Insecta, Diptera, Culicidae. The record is from RefSeq and is a predicted model, not a curated record. The coding region runs from base 69 to 2045 and encodes 658 amino acids.
ACGCGCCGUGGUUUCCCGGUUACUGAAUUUGUGUGACCGAAUACCGUACUAAUAGCGAUUGUAAAAAAAUGUUUUCCGGUGGCCUCAGACGUAUCGCAUCCGCACGGUUUCGCCAGUUGUCCGUGUUUACAGUUAAACCGACUGAACGUAUCAUCGUUUGUAAACUUUCACGCUUCGGUUGUAGUGUAGCGGAUUUUAACACAGCUUGUGUGUUGCAAGCUAAGAAAUUCUCCGAUAAUGAAAAUGAUUAUGCACGGGAAAUUCUCCAGCACACGGUAGCUGGAACACCCCUAAAUACAAGGGUUCAAGUGGCAUUGGCGGCUUCUGAGCCAGUCGAGUUCGAGCCUGAAACCAAUUGGUGUGCUCUCUCCGAACGUGAUUUGAUACAUCAGUUCCGUCAGAUAGUAGAACUUUGUCGGCGAGAUGAGCUGCUCAUUUCCGAUGACCGAUUUGAUGGAUUUGUCGCAUCACUAGUGAAUCGAACUACCAAAUUUAGUGACGAUGAUUUAGUAGAGUUGUUGCAAUUGUUAGUCGGACUGGGUCCUACGCCCAAGGUCAAUACCAGGAACUUUCUUGAAAUAUGGCAGGCUCUGGAUAAAGAAUGUCUAAGUCGAGUUAGUGGAUGGGAUACAGAUAAGCUGCUGUAUGUGGCCGACCAAUGGUACCCUUUGCGUUUAGCAAAGAUCGGAAAGUUUGUCAACAAAGUUGUUUGGAAAAUUAGUAAUCGACUGCGAAAACUGACAAAAGACCAAUUAGUUCGAACAAUGUUUUAUAUUAAUGUGGUUCGAACACCUUUGGAAAAUAUGGUAGACAUUGAAAUAAAUUGGAAGCAGAAUUUCUACCUUUUCGAAAUAGAUGAUGUGGCGAUCCUUUGUAUGGGAUUUUUUAAAACAGAAACACCAAUUAGAAGUACCGAACUGAUCGAGAGAAUCUAUCAGCUGACAAUGCACCACGCAGGGGACAUAAAAGAUAUUAGUUUGGCUGCGAUUCUGAAGCUUCUACGUUAUUCAUCUAGAAUACCUAAUGCACAAUCGAUGGAACAGCUUUUGAAGGUGUUCACUCCACAGGUGGAAAGGCUUUCGCUGUUUUGUUGCUUGCAUUUGGCUCUACUAGGAAGUGAUCUUCAUCUUUGUUAUCAGCCAUGCAUUGAAGCUAUUCUCGAACGAUUUACCAGGGAUAUCAAAUUGCUACGACUGAAGGACAUGGAACGAAUAUCGUUUAUAAUUGCGCAUUAUAAUAUGAUGAUUCCGAAUAAGAAAGAUUUAAGAUUGCUAGAAGCAAUCUUAGAUGAAUUGCCAACUCGUAUUCCAGAAAUAACUCAAUAUCCCAAAAGCUAUCUCUCACUGUUAAACUUUCUGUCUCUUAGAGAUGUGUAUAGUGUAGACUUGAUAACUGCAGCUUUUGAACCCCGUUUCUUGCAUUUAACCUACGGUCGAAAUAUAGGAGGGGCAGGCAGAGAGGUAAUCGGUUUAGAUUCCUAUUUGCGGAUCAAUCUCCCCGAAGGAGAAUACACUGGACCUUAUUUUCCCGAAAAACACUUCAAAGUGAUAGCAAAGCUGACACAGGACUACGUACCAAGUGCAGAGUACCGGCUGACCAAAUCGGACCGAAUGCUGUUGGAAAUUCAAGAAGCGUUUCAGAAGCGAUAUACGUUUGCGCACAUCAUUCAUGUAUUGCCACACUAUCAGCGGCCAGAUGUGGUAGUGUUGUGGGAUAACGAUCAGCAGCAAUUCUUGGACGUGGCAGCAAAAUGUCCGAAACAGUACUCUGGUAAGAUUCUUAGCAGAAACUUUCUAUUAGGAGAGGACAAUGCUAAAAAGGAUCUUCGCUUAAUUGCAAUCGUUGCCGGUUCGUGGAACUGUUACAUUCGGGAUCAAAACCGAAUUACGGGAGGAUUUGCUAUGAAGCUAAAACAGCUAGGAUUAAUCGGGUUUGAAACGAUUGUGAUACCCUGGCAUGAGUGGCCACUUGAGUCAAAACAAGCCAAAGAUUCCUACCUACUAAUGAAGCUAAACCAAUUGGUGCCACUAAAUCAACGGACAUAGUCAUCGUCAUUCACAAACUACUGCAACGUUACUCAGAAGAGCCUCUAAACGAACAGCUCGGUCAUGAACCGUUUUGUGUACUCAUAGACGACGAAAAGAACUGCCGUAGCAGGAAUGGUUCGUACGAUGGUCGGCUGUAAUCCGUUAUACA